CAUCGCUUCACCGAGAGCAGAAGGCCAUCGAAAUCGUUCGUAAAAGGCAGCUUGGCAAUGCAAAGCCCAAAAUAAAGCUUUUAGUGCGCGAAACCAAUGUUUUAGGCAUCUGUAGAUCGUAUGCACUCAAUUUUUUUCCAAUUUAGUGGCAGAAUAAUCAACAAAAAAAUCGACGUGAAAAGCGUGACGAGAAGUCGGGAAUCGUGUAGGAUGAAUUAAACAUGGCCGCCGUACAUUGUGCGCGUUCGGCGAGAAUCAACAGUUGAGUUGGUUAAAAUUUCCGCCCACGAUGCAUUCCGGGUUGAAAUCGGUAGCCACCCCUUUUGGUAGUGCAGUGUAUACGGGGUGACACUAAAUGGGGAACGUAUAGUGAUCAUUUACGGACUGUUUCUGGACUGUAGUCAAAACAUUCAAAAGAUAAUUGACUUUAUGGCCUACUGAGAAACUUUGCAAGAUCAAAGAUAGUGACAAACUUAAAAGAGAAGUUAAUAAACCGGAAAUAUCAAGCUACAAAACUAAUUAUUAGUUGGGAAUGUAAAAUCAAAAGUUUAUUUGGAACGAACCUUGAUGACGGAACUUCGCUUGGCCGGUGGUAAAAAAUGAAGUACCGUAAGUUGGAAAAUACGUGUGAGAGUGAAUGUGAGGAUGCUGAAACUACCGAGAGAGUGCAACAGAGUCAUAGUUGCAAGAGGAGCGAUGACGGGGAACACGUACGGCUGGAACGGCCGGACUGCCUUAGCGAGCCGCUAAGCGCCCCAGGGCCGGGGAUGGAUGGGAAUGGCUUCCUGUCAGCCCCACAGCGCGGCCCUACGAACGGGCCUGUGCCGAUAACCAUUCCGCUAACUGUUCUGCGCCCAUCGCCGGUACCGCCGCCUGCGCCCGUUACCUUGACGGUACCUAGGCCCGAUGCCGAACGCCGUGACAAUGAGUACGUUGAAACGCCACUCAGAAGUGGACAGUCUCCCUGUGGACAAUCGCCAUUAUCGUCGCUGUCCAUACAUCGGCCGGCGGCACCGGUACCGCCCCAGGGUGCCAUCUGCAAACAGCCGGUAUCGUUUAGCAAGACGUCCAAGACGCCCCCUUGCGGUUCCUCCCGACCGUCCGUUAUGUGUACAACAUGUGGACAGUGCAAAUGUGAAACGUGUCGGGCACCAAAAGGUUUGCCCCAGUGCUGGUCGUGUAACGGGGGCUGUUUGCUGUCAGCGGAUUCAGUUGUGGAUUACGCGUCGUGUUUGUGCUGCGUCAAGGGACUGUUUUAUCACUGCUCAGAAGCGGACGACGUGGACGGAAGCUGCGCGGAUGAUCCGUGCGGUUGUGGACCGGACCGAAGGACGGCCAGGUGGGGAUGCCUUGCCGCACUCGCCUGCGUACUGCCCUGUCUUAUGCUCUAUUGGCCGCUGCGGGGUGCGAAGCGGGCGGUCGAGUUGUGUUACGAGCGGCAUUCGAGGGCGGGAUGUCGGUGUCGUCCGCCUAAACAGUCGCCCAGGCCGCCCGCCAAGCGAUUGCUGGGCAACGACUCGUUACAAGACUUUUAAUUUAUUAUUAUUAUUACAUAAUAUUAUAUUAGUGUACAUAGAACUGCCGCCGCAUAUGUUGCGGUCUCCAGUAUUAUCUAGUCCAGCGCCGAGCAGCGGCCGGCGCACGAGUGUUUCUCGAGUGUGCCUGAAAUAACUCUUGUGUAUAUCUUUUCCAUUAAAUUUAUUUUUACAUUUUUUUUUCCACUUUUAUUUAUUUAUUUUAGUUUAAAUUAUUUAUAUAAUGCGAGGAGCUUUGCAUCACCUCCAGAUCCUAAUCGUAUGAUCACUCUGGCAUUUGGAGUUUUUAAAUUUCACGUGGCUUUGGUUUUUUUGUCAGUCGUUAGUAGUCCAUGAAGCAAGGCUAAAUACGAGAACAUGUAUCCCUCUCCUUUUCCAAUAUUUAGAAAAAAAUUAAAUGUGAUUUUUUGGAUAAACUCUGGAACAUUGCUGCAAACCGUAGUCGAGGUUUUUAAGUUCACCAUCUUAGCCAAUAAUGUCAAUUUUUUAUAUAAUAUACUCAUACAAUAACUUCAGCCAUCCAUUCCUAAGUCAAUUUAAAGACAGAAUUUUAAUAUGAACAGGGUUCUCAACGGCUUUAGCACGCACGAGCACCAUCACUAAAGUAAUGCAAGUAACGUUCUAAGUACGUCCAGAAUAUUGAAAGAUAUUUAUUAAAUAGCUGGUAUAACCAAUGAUUGAUAUUACAUGUUUUUAAAUUGCUGAUGCUUAAUAUGAAAGAAAUUAUAUUACUGGAUUAUAUAUUUUUGGAUAGAAAUAAUAGUUUUUUUAAUAAAUGUUUAAAGUGUUCACGUUUAACUGCACUACACAGUCUAGUCUUUUAAACAUUAACUGAAGAACUGGUCAAUUCUCACUCUUAUGUCAUGUAUGCUUUGAAUAGGAGUCUUAUAUACUAAUGAUUUCCAAUGUCCUUAUAAAAAGAAAUGAAGAAGAUUAAUGUCGAGCGAUCAAGAGGGUUAUGACUGUAGUCUUUCUUCCAAUCCAUCGAUUUCGGAUAAUUAUCAUUUAGGAAAAAUGCACUGAAAUGUAAUGGAGCAUUGUCAUGCAUGUACCACAUGCAACCUCAUUCUCUAAGAGAAAUAUCCUCUAUUAAUUCAGGUAGCUCAAAUUUCGAAAAUCGUGGGCACAGCUGAGUCUGGGGGGAAGAAAAUGAAGGCUAAUCAUGUGAUCACUAAUAUCUAAUCCAAAUAUUUAUCGACAAGUCGUAUUGCGUAUUAUUUUCUUAUUUUCAGUUACGACAGAGGAUUCUUUAGACCAUAAACAUGCUUCAUCCGCGAAUAGUAGUCAAUUAAAAAAAAAUCGAAUUAAUGUAACUUUUUCACGUAACCAGUUGCAAAAAUCAACCCUUAUAGGGAAAUCUCGAGGCAAUAGUGCUUGUACAUGUUCUAUCUGACUAGAAUCAAGUUGCUGAUCUUUCCAAAUUUGAUAUACUACAUAACUUAAGUUUAAUUAGUGCGCAAUUCUUCGUGUGCAACAAGUACAGGUAGUAUUUGUUGUUGUUGUUUUUACACUUGUUUUUUGCUUCAAAAUAUGUGGAUCUCUUAAAACUGUCUGUUUCAUAUAGCAUCCGUGAAUUUUGAUGAAAGUUUGUACAUUAGGUAGCGGACGUUGUGGAGUCGUGCUCGUAGAGCGUCACCCAAAGCUAUUGCUUGAUCCCUAAACUGGUUCAUUAUGACAAUUAGAAAUUACCAAAGCUUAGAAUAUUUGGUCUCUUAGAAUGAGUGAAAAGAAAAAAAAUAUUUCGCAACUGUCAAAUUAUGUGAGAAAAUAAAUUAGUUGAAAUUAUGUACGUCCUAAGUAUCUAGAUAAGUACAAUGCUUAAAUAUUAAAACUACUGGAUUCGGCAGAGAAGUAUGAUUAUUGUCAAAAGGCCAUUCAAUUAGGUUCCCCUUUAUUUAAAAAUUUAUUAUUUUAGAAUAUUACUCAUACAUUGCCAUUUAAAGUAAAAUUAAUUUAAAAAGUAGUCACAAGGCGAAAGAUCCGGUGUACGAGGAGGCCACUCCAUAUCUCCCCGAAAUGAUAUCAGACGUCCAGACAAAGGUUGCCUUAAGAAAACCACUGUUGCUCUUGAUAUAUGGCAGGUUGCCCUAUAUUGCUGGAACUAAAUAAGAGAAAUGUACGUACAUUUCUCAUUAUAUUUAUCAUCGGAGAUAGGAAAAAAAAAACACAAAAUAUAAAUUUUAUUCAUAAUUUAUUGUUUAUGAUAGUGCUUAAAGUGUAGGCCUUCUCCAGCCAUACCAUAAUAAAUAUUUGUUUCAAAACAGCCCUGGCAUUAUGAAGCAUUUCUGGUAUGAUGGCCUAACAUUCAUUUAGGAUGCGCUGCUUGUUUAAAUUUUGAUUUUUAAAUGACUGCAUAAAAAAAUUAAAGGGUGUCAACUCAGGUGAUCUUGCAGGCUGGUUCUCUUUGGCCGAUUCAUCUACUAGGAUACAUCCGACUUAAAUAUUCUCGAAUAGCAAGGAUAUAAUCAGGAGGUGCACCAUUUAUUGAAAUCAUGUGGAAGCACGUUAUGCUAUUUAAAAAAAAUGCUGAAUAUCAUUAUCUAUAUCUACGCUCGUGGAGGGCUUAAAAGCAACCGUAAGCCCUGUAUUCAUCACAGGGCAUACGCAAUUAAAAUAAAAUAUGUUUCAUUCUUUUGCAAUUUUUUAGAACAAUACCAUCAUUUCUUUUAGUGCUGAUAUGCUGUAUCUUAAAAACAAAGCUGUAGGAUGUACCCAUGUUUAUAUAAACAUUUCGUCUUUAAAUUGCCAAGGAUUCAAUGGUUAAAGUUUGUCUACAUAAUUUAAAUGAAUGAAAAAUAAAAGCAACUUGGCAACGUAGAAUACCGGAUGUAUUUACAACGCAAGUAUGCACUGUUGCCACUUUGGGGCACUUACUGGUUUGAAUAGGCACAACAUUUUUUAGAUUAUAAUACUAUACCUAGUUCUGUUAAUAUUCUCCUAAAAAAAAAAUAAGAUAUACUCAAUGGGUAUUUCACAAAUAUUUUAUUUGUCAUAUUAUAAAGAUGACAGCUAAAUUACCUGUGAAAAGAAGGAUUUAUAAAAAAUUAUUAUUUAAUAAUAGUUAUUUAAAUCACACACUUCUUAAUAAUUUUUUAGCAAACAGGAAGUUUAUAAUUUUAUUAUUAAUUAAAAAAACCCACUGGAAUCACUCAAAAUAUCAAUUUAAUACUAAUACUAUACGAAAUGUGCUACGAUACCAUUCAAACGUAAAUAACGAGCGCAGUUGCCAAAUACAUUUGACGAGAAACUGUCUCUGGAUGAAUUUUACAGCAUUGCCUUUCUGGAAAUUUGGGUGUAGUAAAAUAAUCAAACAAAAAAUUAAGAAAUAGAAAUUGUAUACUAUUUGUCUCUUGGGAGUGAAACUCUGCAAAUAACGGAAAUAAAGUAAAGGUCACAGAAUCUUGAAAAAAUUAUUUCUAGGUGCUCUCUUAUUCUCAAAGCAUAGUUUAACCCCUUUGUUUUCUAAAAUAAAAUUAUAACUUAUUCCAGUUAGUAAUUUAUGUAUAAUUUCCUACCUUAUAGAGGUAUUUUUCACGGUGGAGAGACAAUUAUAUAAAUAAUUAAGGAAUAGAAAAUAAAAAAAUUAAAAUACUUUAAUUUGCUCGACACGUUUUGGCUAAUGCCAUUGUCAAGAGCAGUCUUGUCUAUAAGUCACUCUAAUUACAUUACAAAAAAAUAUAACUUAUUAUUGUCACUUAUUAGAUUAUAAUAUUGUCUUUGUAUUAUCUUUAUUUUUUUUCCCUUAAUUUCUACAUUAGAGAGUAAAUCCUGAAUAUUUCUUAUUUACGUAGUAAAAUUCAAUCCCGAUUGCUUGGAAACCAGUAAUGGUUUAUCUCAAAAAGUGAUUCCUGUAUAGUUUCGUGCUUUUAUAGCAUGGUAUCUACAGAUCUUCGAGCUUCCUAGUAGAAUUUAAUGUCAAUUGCUUAAAGUUGAAUACAAAUUUAUUCCAGACAGUAAUUUUCGAUUCGUUUUCAAUAAGACGUGAUUUCUAAAUAUUUCUUAUUCUCAAAGUGUAUUUCAGUUCCAUUAUGCUGAAAUAUGUUUAAAUAAGUUUGGAUGAGAAGUUUUUAAGUUACCAAGGGACGUACUAUGUCUUUACCUUUAUUGACCCAUUGUUUGCAAGAUCGUGAUUCCCUUACGAUGAAAAUACAUCAAAAAAUAAUUUAUUGCAGAUUUAAAAAUAUAACACCGAAAUACUUGAAAACAAUUGAUGAACUCUUAUAUGCAACCAUAAACAUUUGGAUUAGAACUUUUUCUGUUAUCAAGGAACUUAUACUGGGACUUCCAAGGUAGAAAAUGUACUGCAGGCAGUAAUUUAUGCAUAAUUUUUUACCCUUAUAAAAUUGGUUUUGGAUAUAUAACUAAACUACUAAACUGAACUAAACUUCAAUUGCUUUAAAUCAAUUAUUAAUUAUUUAAUAAAGGCAUUAAUUUCAGUAUACUUGCCUACCUCUAUAACAUGAUUUCUGCACAUAUCUGAUUCCCAUACUAGAUUCAAUGCCAAUUGCCUUAAAUAAAGUAACAAAUAAUUCUUGGCAGUCAUUUCUAUCAAUUUUUACCCUAAUAACAUGAUUUUUAGAAAUUUUUGACAGUCAUAGUAGAAUUCAGUUUCAAUUGCCUAAAAUAAAGCAAUCAGUUAUAACUAGGCAGUCAUUUCUGUCUAUUUUCUUACCUUACUAACAUGAUUUUUGAAUAUUUUUGAUACUCAUAAUAGGAUUCAGCUUCAAUUGCCUCGAAUAGAGAAAUAAUUUAUUCCACGCAGUCACUUCUGUGUUUUUUCCUAACCACAUAUUAUUACUUUUUUAGCCUCAAUGUGUAUUUAAAAAUCUAUGUUUAAAAUUUUAAAACAAAAGGUAAAACUGGCAUUUCUAUAGAAAUCCAGUUUUAUCUAUAGGUAUUGAACAAAAAAUAACUCGUCAAUCAUAGCAAAAAGAAAGAAGACUCGGAAAAAGCUGCAAAUCAUCUGGACCUUAAGCCUCAAACUUCAGAUGAUCUUCAUCUUUUGUUGGUUUUCAUUUCUUCAACAACUAACGACUAACAAAAAACAAAAGCUUCAUGGACUUUUCAAGCUUCCAGACCUUUUGUGAUGCCUUAUACUUUAAAUAUUUAAAUUUUAAACGCGAAUUAUAGAAUUCCAUGAACAAAGCGCAUUUGCUCACAAAAGAUCACUUACAACGCGCGACCCUUUUAAGACAAUUUCACUUAGACCUUUUAACUUUUAAAACCGUUUUCAAAAGACCUUCUGCCACGCAUUCCGAACCCCAAUCAACAUUUUUCUUGAAACGAAGUGUGAAUUCUUCAAACGCUCUGAAUGAGACAAAAUUAUUUCUAUGGGAUGUUUUCACGGAAUCGGACCCAUACGGCCGUCUCCUUUUGUUCAUAUAGACCUCCCUAUUUCUUUUAAGUAUUUGCUAGAAAGCACAUCUAUCAGUAAGUACCAUACAGUGGCGUGCCAUUUUUGUAUGUAAUUUUUUUUUACAGUGAACAUCCAUAAAAAUAAUAAAAUCUCAAAAGUAAUUUUAUCUCCUACUCUUUACAACUGGCGGUUUUGCAAUGCUUUUCCAUAUAUUUUUGUUAUUGUACUGAUACGGAUUGAUCCGUCAUUCGGGUUCAAACUGAUAAACCGGCUUUUUAAUGUUAAAAGGAGUAAUUAGAGGUGUAUUAUUUUUUUUUGGUUCUAAGCUUUUAGAUCUUCUUUAAUAGUUGCAUUAAUUUUUUUCUGAACAAUUUUUUUUUUUAAAUAGAAAUGAAAAUUUAUAUUUUUGUACGUGUGUAUAGGAGCGGAAAUAUUCAGGGUUGUCACUUAAAUGGACGCAUAAUAAUAAAUAAUUAAAAAUAUAUAUAUAUGAUUUUCUUAACAACAUUUUACAUUUUUUUAAAGCUUUUUCACUCGAACGGUAAUAGCGUGUAGAUAAAAUAUUUUUGUAGGAAUUUUUUUUAUAAAAGUCCUGGUGAGUGGUAAUUUGCAAUUUAUACACCCUUUACAGUUAUUAUUAUGAGCAGUUUAAGUUAUAGAGGAGUUUGCUUAAUGUGUUUUGAGGCAAAAUAUGGUACAAAUAUUUGUACAAAAUAAGUAUUUUAGUGGAAAAGCUUGUUUGCAGUAAGUGUCUCCUUUAGUUUAUAAACUUUUGAUAUAUACAGGGUAAUUGAUAAGUAAUAUUCCCUGUAUGUGACAAAAAAUUCCUUAAAAGCAACAAGUGGGACAUAUCGACUGAAUGUUUUAAGCCAAAUUUUAAAUAUUGUUAUUACAUGUUUAUUAUUAAAUAGUAAUUUCGUAUUAAAAUAGCCUUCAUGACCUUUGGACGACAUGUUUAUUAAGAAGAUUGAUUUUACGUAUAUUUUUGGUAGUAUAGAAGUAUAAAACUAAAAUGUUAAACAUUAAAUCUUCUUCAUUAACUUGUCUUCUAUUGAAAAAUAUUGUACACCUCUCUUUGUAAAAUGUAUAUUAGAUUCCGUAAGCAGAGCUGAUUACUUGUUAAAAAAAAUAAUUAUUCUAAUAUAACCAUCAAGUUGUUCUGGGUGUGAUUGAAUCUAUAUAUUUUCUUUUGUAUUUUAAUAGUAAUUUUUCAAAUUAUAGGGCAUCGGCUAACCUCAUCCAGUCCAACAAUUUUUGUGGUGUCGAUUUAAUUCAUUUAAAACUCUCUACGAUAAAAAGUCUUCCGUGAAUAUCUAAAGAAGUGUUUUUUGUCUUCCACCCAUCUGUGGGUAUUCAAAUUAUGCAGAAAUUGAAUCGACACAACAAAAAUGUUCUAGGAAUAGAUUACACAAAGAAAAUGUUUAUGUUAAGUUCCGCUAUGAUCAGUUGGUUUCGUAAUUCGCCUUUUUUUCGGUUUUCACGUGUUUGCAUCAAAUGCUGAUUUGAAAACCAUUUUUGUAUCCAUAAAUUUUGCUUAUUUUACACAAGUGAUGCUUAACUUGUGUGAAUAACCUCUAUAUGCCAAUACUGCAUUUUAUUGAUGAAAUUUUAUAUUUUGUUUCUUGAGAAAUAUACUUUUUUUAUCAACCUCUCUGCUGUGAAACUUUCAAUUAAAACUAAUAAAUUUUUCCCCGAAAAUCCGCUGGUCAUAGUGAAAUUUUUGUAAAGUAAAUUGGAGGGUAGUACUCUCACUAUAAGUGCCAAAUAUUGGCAUUAAGUGUAUAGCAAAUGUAUACAUGUACAUAUUAAAAUUGUAAUGUUAUUCUAUGUUAAAUAAUAACAAUGAUCAACAAUUUA
Messenger RNA from Anthonomus grandis grandis, 8748 nucleotides. RefSeq names its product protein sprouty (gene sty). Bases 600 to 1535 code for a protein of 311 amino acids. The record is from RefSeq and is a predicted model, not a curated record. Gene Ontology annotation, cellular component: membrane; cytosol. The transcript is spliced from 5 exons. Gene Ontology annotation, biological process: negative regulation of fibroblast growth factor receptor signaling pathway; negative regulation of MAP kinase activity; multicellular organism development. NCBI's taxonomy places the organism in Eukaryota, Metazoa, Arthropoda, Insecta, Coleoptera, Curculionidae.